Messenger RNA from Papaver somniferum (opium poppy), 393 nucleotides. RefSeq lists its product as uncharacterized. Gene Ontology annotation, cellular component: nuclear speck; cytosol. Gene Ontology annotation, biological process: maintenance of rDNA; negative regulation of double-strand break repair via homologous recombination; regulation of sister chromatid segregation. The transcript is spliced from 4 exons. Lineage: Eukaryota; Viridiplantae; Streptophyta; Magnoliopsida; Ranunculales; Papaveraceae. The coding region runs from base 1 to 393 and encodes 130 amino acids. The record is from RefSeq and is a predicted model, not a curated record.
AUGGAUUUCAAACUUGCAGCAUUGAAGCUGACGAGUGGACAGAUGAAGGAUGUUUUAACUUCAAGAUCUGGCAUGACUUUUGGUGGUACACUUUUCCAGAGAGCUUGGGUUCAGGGAACUCUGGUUGCAGAAAUAAAAAAAGGGUAUUUCUAUCUAGAUGAUGGAACUGGGAUUACAGAACUUCAACUUUCCAACGAACACUUCCUCCGAAACUGGAAAAUAGGAAUGUAUGUGAUGGUUGUUGGUUUGCUCGUAAUGCGUACAGGUGAAUCUCCAUUGAUCAGGGUUCACAAAAUGGUUGAUCUUUCUGGGUCUCCUGAUAGAGAAGCAAUGUGGUACCUGGAAGUGAUUGAAGCUUACAAACUGUUUUAUGAUCUCUCAUUUGAAGAAUGA